AUGAUCUCCACUAGGCUCACCCGCCUGGGUGCGGUGGGCACCAAGUCCCGAGUUCUCCUCGGUUCUCGUGGCAUGGCCACCGUGUCUGACUCUCCCCUCGACAAGAAGGUUGAGAUGACCAACUGGGAAAAGGGAAACUACAUCAACUACAAGAAAUACUCAGAGAACUUGGCCAUUGUUCGUAGCCGUCUUAACCGACCACUUACUUACGCCGAGAAGAUCGUCUACUCCCAUUUGGAUGAUCCCCACGGACAGGAGAUUGAGCGUGGCAAGUCAUACUUGAAGCUGCGCCCUGACCGUGUUGCUUGCCAGGAUGCUACUGCUCAAAUGGCCAUUCUCCAAUUCAUGUCGGCUGGCAUGCCAUCUGUGCAGACCCCCACUACCGUCCACUGUGACCACUUGAUUGAGGCUCAGCUUGGUGGUGAUAAGGAUUUGGCUCGUGCCAAUGAGAUUAACAAGGAAGUCUACAACUUCCUUUCUUCUGCCUGUGCCAAGUACAACAUCGGUUUCUGGAAGCCCGGCUCCGGUAUUAUCCACCAGAUUGUUCUGGAGAACUACGCUUUCCCCGGUGGUCUGAUGAUCGGUACUGACUCUCACACUCCUAACGCUGGUGGUCUCGGUAUUGCUGCCAUUGGUGUUGGUGGUGCUGAUGCCGUCGAUGUCAUGGCUGGUCUUCCUUGGGAAUUGAAGGCCCCCAAAGUCAUUGGUGUUAAGCUCACUGGUCAGAUGUCUGGCUGGACUGCUCCUAAGGAUAUCAUUCUCAAGGUUGCCGGUCUGCUCACCGUCAAGGGUGGUACUGGUGCUAUCAUCGAAUACCACGGUCCUGGAACCGAGUCUCUUUCCUGCACCGGUAUGGGCACUAUUUGUAACAUGGGUGCUGAGAUCGGUGCUACCACUUCUCUCUUCCCCUUCAACGACCGCAUGUACGACUACCUCAAUGCCACCAAGCGUAAGCACAUUGGUGACUUUGCUCGCGAGUACGCUAAGGAUCUCCGCGAAGACGAGGGUGCCGAAUACGAUCAGUUGAUUGAGAUCAACCUCUCUGAGCUUGAGCCUCACAUCAACGGUCCUUUCACUCCUGAUCUUGCUACCCCUAUCUCCAAGUUCAAGGAAGCUGUUGAGACCAAUGGCUGGCCCGAGGAGAUGAAGGUUGGUCUGAUUGGUUCUUGCACCAACUCUUCUUACGAAGACAUGUCUCGCGCUGCCUCGAUUGCCCGUGAUGCUCUGAACCACGGUAUCAAGGCUAAGUCUCUCUUCACUGUCACUCCUGGUUCCGAGCAGAUCCGUGCUACCAUCGCCCGUGACGGUCAGCUUCAGACCCUUGAGGAAUUUGGCGGUGUUGUUCUUGCCAACGCCUGCGGUCCUUGCAUUGGACAGUGGGAUCGUAAGGAUGUCAAGAAGGGCGAGCCAAACUCCAUUGUCUCUUCCUACAACCGUAACUUCACUGGCCGCAACGAUGCCAACCCUGCUACUCACGCUUUCGUCACUUCUCCCGACCUUGUUGUUGCCAUGACCAUUGCCGGUACCCUCAAGUUCAACCCUCUCACCGAUACCCUCAAGGACAAGGAUGGCAAGGAGUUCAAGCUUGCUCCCCCAACUGGUGAUGGUCUCCCAGCCAACGGAUACGAUCCCGGCCGUGAUACCUACCAGGCUCCUCCCGCUGAUCGCGAAUCUAUCCAGGUUGCCGUCGCUCCUACCAGUGACCGUCUUCAGGUUCUUUCUAGCUUCGCUCCUUGGGAUGGAAAGGAUGCUGAAGGCAUCCCCAUCUUGAUCAAGACUCAGGGCAAGACCACCACCGAUCACAUCUCUAUGGCUGGUCCAUGGUUGAAGUACCGUGGUCACCUUGACAACAUCUCCAACAACAUGCUGAUUGGUGCCGUCAACGCUGAGAACGGUGAGGCCAACAAGGUCAAGAACGCUGUUACUGGCGAGUAUGGUGCUGUUCCUGCUACCGCUCGUGACUACAAGGCCCGCGGAAUCAAGUGGGUUGUCAUAGGUGACUGGAACUACGGUGAGGGAAGCUCUCGUGAACACGCUGCUCUCGAGCCCCGUCACCUUGGCGGUCUUGCUAUCAUUACCCGUUCCUUUGCUCGUAUUCACGAAACCAACUUGAAGAAGCAGGGUAUGCUUCCUCUUACCUUCUCCGACCCAGCUGAUUACGACCGUAUUCCUACCGAUGCCAAGGUUGACCUGCUCUGCACUGAGCUUGCUGUUGGCCAGCCCAUUACCCUCCGUGUUCACCCCAAGGAUGGCAGCUCUUUCGAUGUCAAGCUCAGUCACACUUUCAACGAGUCUCAACUCGAGUGGUUCCGUGACGGUUCUGCCCUGAACACCAUGGCCCGCAAGUCUGCGAGCGCCUAA
This is a messenger RNA of Talaromyces atroroseus, 2361 nucleotides long. Its product is annotated as Aconitate hydratase, mitochondrial. Gene Ontology annotation, molecular function: 4 iron, 4 sulfur cluster binding; aconitate hydratase activity. The record is from RefSeq and is a predicted model, not a curated record. Gene Ontology annotation, biological process: tricarboxylic acid cycle. The transcript is spliced from 6 exons. Gene Ontology annotation, cellular component: mitochondrion; cytosol. NCBI's taxonomy places the organism in Eukaryota, Fungi, Ascomycota, Eurotiomycetes, Eurotiales, Trichocomaceae. The coding region runs from base 1 to 2361 and encodes 786 amino acids.